Messenger RNA from Rhodotorula toruloides NP11, 789 nucleotides. RefSeq lists its product as uncharacterized. Gene Ontology annotation, cellular component: core mediator complex; mediator complex. The coding region runs from base 1 to 789 and encodes 262 amino acids. The transcript has 4 exons. Gene Ontology annotation, molecular function: transcription coregulator activity. Gene Ontology annotation, biological process: regulation of transcription by RNA polymerase II. NCBI's taxonomy places the organism in Eukaryota, Fungi, Basidiomycota, Microbotryomycetes, Sporidiobolales, Sporidiobolaceae. The record is from RefSeq and is a predicted model, not a curated record.
AUGAGCGACCCUCCGCCUCCUCCUCCCGACCCAGCAAAGCCAUGGGCGCAGUAUCUCCUGCAGCCUCACAACCCACACCCCUCCCCCCUCUCCGGCACCCAAGACCUGAUCUCCCUCUUCCACCUCUCGCCCCUCUACGAUACCUUUCUCCGCCCCUACCUGCCCGCGAACCUCGCUCCCAUCCCAGGCUCGGCCGGCGCAGAGGAGGUUGAGGCGGGAGGGGGAGCGGUCAAGGGCCAAGUGUUGUUGGGCAAGGCAGCGCAACUUGCGGCGCAGGGCGGACAGUUGAAGGCUUCUCCAGCGAGUCCUAUGCCUGCCUCCUCCUCUGCUCCCGCGGCGGGGGAAGCGAAAACUGUAGGGGCGGGACUGAAGAUCACGCUUGGAGGGAUCAAGUUGGCUGGGACGACGGUCGCUGCGGGCGCAGAGAGUGCGGACGGAGCGGGCGCGGGCGGGAAGAAACCCAAACGACCAAAGAUGGACAAGUCGUUCGAUUACAUGGUUGGAGACGUGCUUGGCCGCAUCUCCCAACCACACCCCUCCUCCCACCCCUCCUCCUCCCUCCUCUACCUAAUCUCGAACCCCGACCCCGCUCCCUGUCCGCCGAUCCACCCUCUCGACCCCUCCCAACUCCGAGACGCAUUCACGCUCAAGCAGGGUGGGUUGAGUGGGUUUGAUAUGAGUUUGUGGGAGGGACGAGGGGGAGAAAAGGGAGGGGGGAGGAAGAAGAAGAAGCGGAAACAGGACGACCUUGCAGCGGCAGGCGACACGCAAAAGAAGCAAAAGCGAUGA